Corticium candelabrum is the source of this 859-nucleotide messenger RNA. RefSeq lists its product as uncharacterized. NCBI's taxonomy places the organism in Eukaryota, Metazoa, Porifera, Homoscleromorpha, Homosclerophorida, Plakinidae. The transcript is spliced from 3 exons. Bases 136 to 510 code for a protein of 124 amino acids. The record is from RefSeq and is a predicted model, not a curated record.
UCUCCAACUCUACCACUCCAAACGUCUCCAACUCUACCACUCCCAUCUACAUCACAAAAGACUACAAAAAGUGCAACAACACAAUCAACUGCAACUGUCACGUCUUCAGAAGAGAAGAGUGGUUCUGACAUUGAAAUGCAGAACGUUAUAAUAAUUGCUGUUUGUGUUAGUGCGUUUUUCAUUGUGAUAGCUCUUGUAGUUGGCGUUGUGAUAGGAAGAUGUGUAAACGUGGGCAAACAGAGAAAGCUUUCUGAUAAUCGUCAUCCUGGAAGAGUCACAGAGCAAGCCACUGUGGAUGCUAGCCACACACGUGUAGAUUCUGAAUUCAGCAGUAAUCCCCUCUAUGGACAUGGACGUCUAUCAGAACAGUCAUCAUGUAAUAAGAGCAAAGAGAACAUUCUUUACCAACUCAAUCCCCUUCCACCUACAGAACGUCAAUCUGCAGACAAUCCAUUGUACAACACUCCACAACUAGAUAUGGAACGUCCUUCGUAUGAAGAAAUUUUGUAACAAUCAGUUUUCAGGGUUUCCCCAAAAAUAAAAGUGGCGCGCCCAGUAAUUUAAUUAGCUAAUUUUUAAAGUGGUUUUUGGGUGUGGCAUAUUGAUAGAAAGUUGAUCUAAAUAAGUGGCAAUCUGCAAUACUCAGAGUUGCUCAAUUACUUUAUUACUAAGUUUAGAUUAUCUCUUUCUUGUUUACUUUGUAGCUUGACUCGGUUAUAUUACCGCAAAAGAUUUGUUAAAUAUAUCCUCAUCUGUUAAAUUUCCUUGUGUACAUUGAAUAAAAUUCUAUUUUGAAUUACUCACAUUAAUCAAUAUUAAUUAUUAGUCAUGAGGGAUAGGGAUGUCAGUCUUUGGACAC